Equus caballus (horse) is the source of this 10680-nucleotide messenger RNA. RefSeq names its product SRY-box transcription factor 4 (gene SOX4). Gene Ontology annotation, biological process: cell differentiation; anatomical structure morphogenesis; positive regulation of transcription by RNA polymerase II. NCBI's taxonomy places the organism in Eukaryota, Metazoa, Chordata, Mammalia, Perissodactyla, Equidae. The record is from RefSeq and is a predicted model, not a curated record. Gene Ontology annotation, molecular function: DNA-binding transcription activator activity, RNA polymerase II-specific; RNA polymerase II cis-regulatory region sequence-specific DNA binding.
UUCACUGACACACCCUAUUAACCGCUGCUCGUUUAAACUGCUACCUAAAAAAGGUAGUGGAGGGAUGAUAGGGGCUCGGGAGAGGAGGAAGGGAGAGAAGAAAGUCGUCUGGUCAUCCCCACGUUUUCCCACGUCUCCGCGAGGGCGCAGGGAGGCUCAGCGCUGCCACCUGGCGGCUGCUUCUCCCCAGAUUGGGAGCCGGCUGGCGGCAGAGGCAACCCAGGCUCCGGGUGGGUGUGCCUCGCCUCCGCCUCGAGAAAUGGAGCAGAAGCUCGUAUUAUGCUUCAAAUCUACGUGGCCCGGGCAAACACUCGUUUUCUGCUUGUUCUCAUGAGAAAGUUGAGAGGAAAGGAAAAAUGAGUUGGCAUUGGUAGGAAGUGCUAACUCAAGGUGCUGGUCGCUGGUUAGAAGGGGAGCGAAAGUGGUUAAUAUUUAUUAGAAACGCAGGGUGCUUAUCUCUUAGGUUAAGUAAAAAUAAAUCUUAGAUUUCAUUUUACCCCAGAAUCCUACUUUGAUAUUUUACAAGUAAGAAAUCCUUCCAUAUAUUAUUUUUCAAUACAACCCCCAAAAGGGAAGUUAGUUCCGAUACCACUUCAUCAGCCCAAAAGGAUCAAGUGCGAGUGAAGUUUGUCUGCUUGAUUGAGAAGUAAAUUAGCCUCGGGUGGAGGAUUCCUUUCCAUAAAGGGUGGAAGCGAAAAGCCUGGGGCCUUUCAGCUGACAAAGGCCAAUAACAACAGAUUUCCCAGGGUUUCUUCCCUGUCUGCUAAAGCAACGAAGACAGGGUUUUUUCCCUCUUUAUUUUAUUUGAACUGAACACUUGUCAGGUCAGACCAGUUCCUACAAUCAUACUUUCUAUAACCGAGGCAAGGCAAAAUCUAGCAAAUCAGUGCAAAUCCAGAUUUGUUAAACUAAUUUUCCUUCAGCUUUUUUCCCUUCUCUGCCAUAGGAAUGUAUUAAGCAAUAGGACAGAAUCUUAUUUCCCUCUAAACCCCAUACCAUUUCAUGGCUGUGAGUUUUAUGUUGGGCAGGUGUGUGAGAGCAGGAGAAAAGAAAUGAGUUAGCAAAUAUUACAUCUCAAAUAGAAUUCUAUUAUUUAGUGGGAAAUAAAUAAAAUAUUUACCUUAAUUCACAAUUUGAAAUGUCUAACAUCAUUGCUCCUAAAGACAAUUAGUCUAUUAUUCUAAAACAGGAUUUUUUUUUCUUUGCAAAAUUAUCUUGGUUUACUGUUAAUAUGGCUUAAAGAGUAGCAUUAAGAAUUACUUCAUGUACUGCAAAGCCAGCAGAGGGAACACUGAGUUCUGAUUUAGUAGGGGCCACCAAAUAUCUGGUAUUUGGGGAAAAAAUGUCAGUAAUGGAGAAGUGGUUACGAAGCAUACGAAGUUAGGUAGUGAGAACACAGAAAUCUUUUCUCGUUAUUUGGUAUUCAGAGGCCUAAUACAUUCCAGCCUGCACGUACUUAGUUGGUGAGGAGGCUGACUUUAAUCAAAGGCCAUUUGUCACAUGGUUUCUUACAUUUUAAGAGCACUACUGACACAGAAGAACAAACCUACUUCAGAAGUCUAAGCAUUCAUAUAGACUAUAAUAAUCUUAUAAAGUCAGUGGAAAUUACUAAUACCAUAUUUCUUCAAUUCUAAGAAGUUUUUCUUGUCAUUUUCAACAUCUCUGAACUAGGGAGAUGUCUUACAAUCAGGGGGAUGUCACUGUUUCAUUGGCAGUUUUUCUUCCUGAGUGACAUGUAACAAUGGUGUGUCUUAAAAUCUAUUUGAUUUGUUGAAAUACAGAAAAUACAUCUAACAAUAGAAAUAGGCCAGUGGCUAUUUUUUUAGUACACACUUUUAAAAAUCUGUGCUUUAAGCACAAACAAAAUUACCAUGACUUCUUUGAUUAACUUCCACUUUUCCCCUAUCAUAUUCAGUGGUGGAAGCAUAAAUGGCUUUUAGAAAUAUAAUCAAUUAUAUUAAUACUCAGCUUGACUGAAUUAUCACAAACUACACCCUCAAAUCAUUAGUUGGUAUAACUCCCAAAAUAAAUAUAGUAUUUAUGUUUUUUUAUUCUAGUGAAAAUAUUGAUUUUAUAAAUAAUAGACCUCUUAAGAGCAAUUUUUAUGUCAGAUUGAGACACUGAGGGGUGUGUUCUGCUGUUUCAGUUCCAAGAAAAUAAAAUGCAUGAUAACACACCCAACUCUGUUAUAGGCAAAAAGGGGGUCUGUGGGUUUUUUGUUUGUUUGUUUUUAAGAUUUGUUUCCCCUUCUAAAAGAAAAAGUAUAUAACUUGGGUAGCUAAUGGUCAAAAAACAUUUGCUUUUACCCACAAAAACUUUCUGGCUUGUGGUUGAUCCUUGGAGAUCCAGUCAGAUGUCUCCAAUGAGUGCUCUUUCCAGUAAAAUUCUAAAUCUGACAACCUGGGCCUCUCGCCAGCCUACAUACUUUAAACGUUUGACAAGAUAAAUAGAAAUCUACUGCGUAGCACUAGCCUGAUAUGAAUGGAAAGCUGACUUUAUGUUGGGUUGGCCCUACCGAAGCACCUAUCAUUGGCCUAUAGAAAGUUUACUAGUUAUGGUGUUAGGGAAGAGCAAUUUUUACUCGAAUUCUGAUUUUCACACCUUGGAACAAAGGUAAUUUUUGUGGCCAAAUUAACGUGUAUUCUGACUACCUAGACACCUUUUUCUUUGCCACAUUCUUCAUCAUGCUCUUCACAAAAUUCCUAUCUUUAAAAAUCAAUGGGACAACAGGGCUGGCACUACCAUCCCACGAUGGUUCACAUCCAAGAUCUGUGAUAAUUUUUUCACAUCAGUGGCCAUCCUCAAUUUGAGUCUCUUGAACAACAUGCUGCUUCUUCUAGAAGGAGUGCCUGGCAUUUGAAUUAUCAAGGGAAAGAUAAUAGCAUUCAUUGAGGGCUUAAUAUACAUUAAACUCACUGAACCCUCACAGGAACCCUAUUUAAGUAGCUCCUGGUGUUCCCAUAUCACAGAUGAGGAAAACCCCAGGGUUACAAAACCAGGAAGGACUAGCAGCCAGGGCUAAUAUAAACCAGAGCUUCCAUUCUCCUCUGCUCCCGAUUACCACCUCCUUCUACAGUGUUUUUUGCCUUAGCCUUUUAGUUCCAUUUGAUUCAAGUAACAAAUAUACAGAAGAAAAUAUACAUAAAGGAAAGGAGGAGGAGGGUUUUGAGGGGAGAAGGAUGGAGAGUGAAGCAAUCUUUAAUUCUGAAAACGUGGGAAACAAAUAUUUAGAGGGUCCAAUCGAUUCCCAUUCUUUACCCACAUCAUCCUAUACAAAACUCUAUGGAAAUUCUCCCAUUGAGUUAAUUAUGGAACACACUGCCUAAUGUGUUCCAGUGGAAAGCUCCUCUGUUUGGGCUAUCCAGGAUUUACAGGGGAGUUUAAAUCAUGAAAUAACCAUAGUUAACCCCUGUUUGGUUAGGAGAGCAAGUAAUUAUUGCAAAAAUUCCUCUUCUCUGCCUUCCACAAACAGCACAAAAAUUGCUCUGAAGGGAUUUGCACAAUACAUCAACAUCUGUGCUGUACCUAGAGUUGUUAAAAUAAUUGUGAUGACAGGUGUCUAGGUACCACUUUCUUAAUGGUUUUCAAUAUCCACUGAUUUACUGUUGUGGCUUUCCCUCCCCCUUUUACAUCCUUGGCUUUAUGAAGGAGCCGAGGAACAGAUUUUGCACCAGAGGCUGAUUCUUUAUUCCAAUACUGAAAAGAACUAAUAAAAAUAAUCACUUGGCUUUUAAGCAGAAAGCUUCCAUUUACAGUAUUUCACCCAUACCCCCCCCUUCCAAGCCCCUUGUUAUCUAACAUAAUGGUUAGAAUACAUUUCCGUCUCUCCCCUUAAUAAUUUCAUGCAUUAACAUCCUCUUCACACCACACACACACACCCGCGCGCGCACGCACACACACACACAGCAAAAGGAAAAAAGAGGCAGCAGAAAUCUCAGCUGUACUCCUAGCCCUUUUAAAAAGUUUGCUCUGUAAAUUGGAAUGAGGUCAGACAUGGAGCUUCUCAUUGCACGCGGAGAUUAUUAUUGCAUCGGGUUCCAAGCCAAUGGGAAGCCCGGGGGAGGGGCUUGGCACGAGGAAGCGUUGGUUACAGCGGCUGAUUGGCCGCGGCCAAGACUGUGGAAGGAUAAAGAGGCGCGAGGCGGCAUUGGGGUCUGCUCUAAGCUGCAGCAAGAGAAACAGUGUGUGAGGGGAAGCGGCCUGCUUCGCUCCCGGGUCGCUAGUUCUUGCACGCUCUUUAAGACUCUGCAUUGGAGGAACUCUGCCAUUACGAGCUCCCUUCUUGCAGAAGGGAGGGGAAAACAUACAUUUAUUCAUGCCAGUCUGUUGCAUGAAGGCUUUUUGGCUUCCUACCUUGCAACAAAAUAAUUGCACAAACUCCUUAGUACCGAUUCCGCCCACAGAGAGUCCUGGAGCCAGAGUCUUUUUUGCUUUGCAUUGUAGCAAAGGGACUAAGUGAUAGAGACUAUGUCGCUUUCCUGAGCUCCUGAGAGCGCUGGUGAACUGGAAUCAACUGCUUCAGGGGAAGAAAAAAAAAAAAAAAAAGACUUGCCUGGGAGGCGGCGAGAAACUUGCUUUGGAAGCUCAGCAAGCAGCAUUCAAGAAACUCCUCUCCACUUCAACACGGUGACCAGACUCAGCCGAGAGACAGAGCAAACUACGGAACGGUGAGAGAGAGAGAGAGAGAGAAAGAGAGCGAGCGAGAGGGAGGGAGAGACUCUCCAGCCUGGGAACUAUAACUCCUCUGCAAGAGGCGGAGUACUCCUUGCCCGCAUCUUUUGGAGACUUUUCUCUCGUCGCCCGCCUCCGCCCCGGCGAGGAGUGGAGGGGCCCGCUCGGCCGCCGCGCGCGUCCUCCCGCCCGGCGUGUGCUUGGCCCGGGGAACCCGGAGGGCCCGGCGAUCGCGCCGCGGCCGCCGCGAGGGUGUGAGCGCGCGUGGGCGCCCGCCGAGCCGGGGCCAUGGUGCAGCAAACCAACAACGCCGAGAACACGGAAGCGCUGCUGGCCGGCGAGAGCUCGGACUCGGGCGCCGGCCUCGAGCUGGGCAUCGCCUCCUCCCCCACGCCCGGCUCCACCGCCUCCACGGGCGGCAAGGCCGACGACCCGAGCUGGUGCAAGACGCCGAGCGGGCACAUCAAGCGGCCCAUGAACGCCUUCAUGGUGUGGUCGCAGAUCGAGCGGCGCAAGAUCAUGGAGCAGUCGCCCGACAUGCACAACGCCGAGAUCUCCAAGCGGCUGGGCAAACGCUGGAAGCUGCUCAAAGACAGCGACAAGAUCCCUUUCAUUCGGGAGGCGGAGCGGCUGCGCCUCAAGCACAUGGCUGACUACCCCGACUACAAGUACCGGCCCAGGAAGAAGGUGAAGUCCGGCAACGCCAACGCCAGCUCCUCGGCCGCCGCCCCCAAGCCGGGGGAGAAGGGCGACAAGGUCGGUGGCAGCGGCGGGGGCGGCCACGGGGGCGGCGGCGGCGGCGGGAGCAGCAGCGCGGGGGGAGGAGGCGGCGGCGCGAGCGGCGGCGGCGCCAACUCCAAACCGGCGCAGAAAAAGAGCUGCGGCUCCAAGGCGGCGGGCGGCGCGGGCGGCGGGCUCAGCAAACCGCACGCCAAGCUCAUCCUGGCGGGCGGCGGCGGCGGGAAAGCGGCGGCCGGCGCCGCCUCCUCGUCCUUCGGGGCCGAGCAGGCGGGGGCCGCCGCCCUGCUGCCCCUGGGCGCCGCCGCCGCCGCCGCCGACCACCACGCGCUGUACAAGGCGCGGACUCCCGGCGCCUCGGCCUCGGCCUCCACCGCGGCCGCGGCCUCCGCCGCCCUCGCCGCCCCGGGCAAGCACCUGGCCGAGAAGAAGGUGAAGCGCGUCUACCUGUUCGGCGGCCUGGGCGCAUCGUCGUCGCCCGUCGGCGGUGUGGGCGCGAGCGCUGACCCCAGCGACCCCCUGGGCUUGUACGAGGACGGCGGCGCGGGCUGCUCGCCGGACGGGCCGAGCCUGAGUGGCCGCAGCAGCGCCGCCUCGUCGCCGGCCGCCGGCCGCUCGCCCGCCGAUCACCGCAGCUACGCCAGCCUGCGCGCCGCCUCGCCCGCCCCGUCCAGCGCGCCCUCACACGCGUCCUCCUCGGCCUCGUCCCACUCGUCGUCGUCGUCCUCCUCCUCGGGCUCCUCGUCCUCCGAUGAUGAGUUCGAAGACGACCUGCUCGACCUGAACCCCAGCUCAAACUUUGAGAGCAUGUCCCUGGGCAGUUUCAGCUCAUCGUCGGCGCUGGACCGGGACCUGGAUUUUAACUUCGAGCCCGGCUCCGGCUCGCACUUCGAGUUCCCGGACUACUGCACGCCCGAGGUGAGCGAGAUGAUCUCGGGAGACUGGCUCGAGUCCAGCAUCUCCAACCUGGUCUUCACCUACUGAUGGGCGCGCGGGCUGGGAGAAGAGGGCCAGGGGGUGGGGGCAAGAGAGGAAAAACAAAAAAGUGGACAGAGAGAGAGUGGAAAGAGAAAAGGGAAAAUGAAAAAAAAAAAAGAAAAGGAAAAAAAAAAGUGAGCAGAGCCGGCUUGGGCCGCAUCCCGGGCGUCGGAGAGGAGCGCAGUGGCGCGUUUGCAUCCGCGCUCCCAUCCCCCCACCUCCCCGGCCGCGGGGACGCGGGGACGCGGGGGAGGCAGCGGUAGACGGGGGCGACCUUUCAUUGUUGUUACUGGUGGUGGUGUUGAUGGCGAAAAAGCGACUUCGAGUUUCCUCCCCUUUGCUUGAAGAGAGCCCCCCCCACCCCCGUUUUCCAACGAGCUUCCGGACUUGUCUGCACCCCCAGCAAGAAGCCGAGCUGGUAAUUUUCUAGAGACUGAAGGAAUCUCGUUCCUCUCUCAUCGCCCCCUUGGUGUUUUUGUUUUGUUUUAUUUUAUUUCUUUUCUUGGUCAAGAGAGAAGGAAGGAAGAAAAAAAAAAUCCAACGCGCCCCUGGGGAUUUUGUUCUCAGCACCCCCGUCCUCCCCCGCUUUUUUUUCCCCCGAAGAAGACUGAAGGCUCCGGGGAGUGGAGUGUGACCGACGGCAGAGGUUUGGGGGUCGUGCAGGUUCGAGCGCCGGGACUGAGAGACUCCACGCUGGUGAAUUCCCCAUUUGGGGUUUUUUUUUUUUCUUUUACUUUUUCUUCCCUUUUUUUUUUUUUUUUUUUUUUCUUUCUUUCUGGCUCCUGCAGCCGGAGGAGGAGAUGUUGAGUGACCGGCGCUAGGAAAUGACCUGAGAACCUAGUUGGAAGCCACACCAGCGAGGGCGAGGGGCGGGGGAGAGAAGGACACGAACUGGCCUGGAAGGGGCUCCUAAUAAAACUGAAAUGGAUUUGCACGUUCGGGAGAAGGUGGCGGCGACUCCGGGGCCUCCACCUCCUGCAGAUAUGAAAUCAGUGAGGUGCGACUUCACAGGCCCGCAGGCGUGGAGGAGAGGAGACUUUGAUGUGGUACCGGGGCAGUGGAGGGCGAGUGGUUUCGGGGAAAAAAAAAAAAAGAUUUUUUUCUUCUCUUAAUCGGAAUCGUGAUGGUGUUGGAUUAUUUCACUGGUGGGGUUAAUAUAGCAUGUUAUCCUGUCUAUCUUUUAAAGAUUUCUGUAUAAGACUGUUGAGCAGUUUUUAAAAUAGUGUAGGAUAAUAUAAAAAGCAGAUAGAUGGCGCUAUGUUUGAUUCCUACAAACAAAAUUAUCACCAGCUUUUUUUCAUUCUUAACUCUUUAAGGGAUUCAAACGCAACUCAAAUCUGUGCUGGACUUUAAAAAACAAUUCAGGACCAAAUUUUUUCUCAGUGUGUAUGUGUUUAUUCCUUAUAGGUGUAAAUGAGAAGACGUGUUUUUUUCCCCUCACCGAUGCUCCAUCCUCGUAUUUUUUUUCCUUGUAAAUGUAAUCAGAUGCCAUUUUAUAUGUGGACGUAUUUAUACUGGCCAAACAUUUUUUUUCUUACUUUGUCCCUGUUUUUCUUUCCUUUCUUUUGCUUUUUUUUUCUUUUUUUCUGCUUCCUUCCUUUCUUCCUUCCUUCUGUUAUCUUCUUUAUCUUUAUUUUCUUUUUUUUUUUUUUUUUGGUAGUUGUUGUUACCCACGCCAUUUUACGUCUCCUUCACUGAAGGGCUAGAGUUUUAACUUUUAAUUUUUUAUAUUUAAAUGUAGACUUUUGACACUUUUAAAAAACAAAAAAAGACAAGAGAGAUGAAAACGUUUGAUUAUUUUCUCAGUGUAUUUUUGUAAAAAAUAUAUAAAGGGGGUGUUAAUCGGUGUAAAUCGCUGUUUGGAUUUCCUGAUUUUUAUAAUAGGGCGGCUGGUUAAUAUCUCACAGUUUAAAAAAUCAGCCCCUAAUUUCUCCAUGUUUACACUUCAAUCUGCAGGCUUCUUAAAGUGACAGUAUCCCUUAAUCUGCCACCAGUGUCCACCCUUCGACCCCAGUCUUAUAAACAGGGGAGGGAAUUAGCCAAACACUGUAUGCUUUUAAGACAGACAAAUUUUUUAAACAAAAUACUAUCCUGUCCAGAGGCUUUAAAACUGGUGCAUUUACAGCAAAAAGGGAUCCUGUAGCUUUAAUUUGUAAACCACAUCUUUUUUGCACUUUUUUUAUAAGCAAAAACGUGCCGUUUAAACCACUGGAUCUAUCUAAAUGCCGAUUUGAGUUCGCGACACUAUGUACUGCGUUUUUCAUUCUUGUAUUUGACUAUUUAAUCCUUUCUACUUGUCGCUAAAUAUAAUUGUUUUAGUCUUAUGGCAUGACGAUAGCAUAUGUGUUCAGGUUUAUAGCUGUUGUGUUUAAAGAUUGAAAAAAGUGGAAAACAUCUUUGUACAUUUAAGUCUGUAUUAUAAUAAGCAAAAAGAUUGUGUGUAUGUAUGUUUAAUAUAACAUGACAGGCACUAGGACGUCUGCCUUUUAAGGCAGUUCCGUUAAGGGUUUUUGUUUUUAAACUUUUUUUUGCCAUCCAUCCUGUGCAAUAUGCCGUGUAGAAUAUUUGUCUUAAAAUUGAAGGCCACAAAAACAAUGUUUGGGGGAGGAAAAAAAGAAAAAAUCAUGCCAGCUAAUCAUGUCAAGUUCACUGCCUGUCAGAUUGUUGAUAUAUACCUUCUGUAAAUAACUUUUUUUGAGAAGGAAAUAAAAUCAGCUGGAACUGAACCCUAAAUCUUGACUUUUGUCAUUAUUAUGCCCGAAGCUUGACAUUGGGAGUGCCCUACCUGAGUAGAAACUACACCAUCUGCCUUAGCUUUGAAACGAGUCAGUUCUUAGAGGAGCCUGUUACUUGCCAUCUUCUUGGGGAGUGCUAAGUUCCUCUCCGCCAGAUUUGGCAGGCCCUGACCCUGAAAUGAUGGCGUCAGCUGAAUGUGUGUCAACUCUACACGCUUUCUAGGAAUUUUCUGAGUUUACCAUAUUUAAAUAAAUGCCCUUUGUCUUCAAUUUUUGGGGGAGGGGCAACGUGCACAAAAUUCCUUACAGAUGAAACUGGCUGGCUCAUCUGUUUUUUAACUUGAUGUUCCUGAAGCAGCUUUCUCUUUGAGUUGGCCGUCGUGAACCACCUAGCAGUGGCUAGAAUUGUUUUCUCCGGAUUAAGAACAAAUGAGCCUGUGAAAUUGUCAGUAUAUAGUGGAGAAGGCCAUUACCAAUUAGGAAGUGUAAAAGUUGAAUAAAUUUUUUGCUCAAAAGCAGAAAGGUGUACGUGAUGUUAAAAUCUUGGUUUUGUGCCAUGCCCAGCAUGGUUAUUCAUGUAAGUAAAAUUGGACAAAAGGAAUGGCCUGGAGAAGUUGCCUGGGCGAGGGCUAAGAGGAAAGCUCUCCCACCCCCUCCCGCUCUGUGAGCACAUGUUCAGCUAGUGGAGACUGACACGUUUUAUAAGCAUCAGGUACAACAGCAUUAUGGAAACCUGCAUGCAAGGAGAAAAAGUACUUUGGAUUUCCUGAGGCCCAUUAGUAUUUGGUUUGGAGCCUGCCACUUAGCACUAUUUCCUGUUUAUGUUGAGGAUUAAUAAUUGCCAUUAACUAACAAAACCCGCCUUCGCUUUCCAAAUGUUUGUUAAUUAAAAAUGUGUGCUUUAUAUGUCUGCUGCAUUUUCAGCACAGGAGAGGAGGGGUUAAUAAACAGAAGUGUUUGGAAAUAACCCUUUAAUCAUGGAGAUUGCUUGUAGGUAAGGGGUUAUCCUUCAUCCUGAAAUGUACAGCUGGAAGAAGAGAUUUUUGGAGCUUAUAGUCCAAAACAAGCAAUUUUUUUGUUCAAUGAAAAGCAAUAAUUCUCCCCUCGAAAAUAAUAUAACUAUGGUGUUUGAGGAUCGUUUAGUCUUUUAAAGAUGAUUCGAGCUAGUAGUUUACAAAUUUUUCUUUCAUGUGUUCUGCUAAUAUAUUUAGUUGUAGGUGCAUUUGUGUUCUACAAUUGUAAUAUCUUUUUUUAAAGAUCUUAAAGCAACAUGGUGUCUUAAGUCUCUUCAAAAACCUUUGCAGUAGAAAGAAGUAUACAGUGUUUAAAUUUAAUUUUUGUUCAUUGUAGUGAUAAUAUUGUUUAGUUUUUUCAGAUCCAAAGUAUCAGAACUUUGACAUAAAUGAAGGCUAUGUAAUGCAUUUUUUAAAAUUUAUUUUGUAGGGAUCUAUUAGAACUAUGGUUAUUUUCCUUUGAAGGAUGCUUUAAAUAUUUUCUUCAAGAACUUUGAUAACGUUGCUUUAAAAAUAAAAGCUUAAUAUGUGUGUCCUUCCUCAUA